CGUGGCCAUGGACCGGCCCCUGUCGACCUCGGCGGAGGCGGAGGAGGAACUGGAGUGGCAAGUGGCGAGUCGCCGGAGGAAGGCCUGGGCCCAGAGCCGCGGCUCCUGGCAGGCGUCGGAGGCCGAGGACCUGUCCACUGAAGCGACGACGCAGGACGAGGACGACGACGACGACGACGACGCCGGCGACGACCGCGAGGACCUCCCCGACGCCAAGCUGCCGGCGGCCGCCGACCCAGGAAACGUGCCCAACGAGAAGAUCGCCACAUGGCUCAAGGACUGCCGUACGCCUUUGGGAGCCUCGCUGGAUGAGCAAAGCGGUAGUACUCUCAAGGGUGUACUUCUGAGAAAUGGAGGAAGCUUUGAAGAUGAUUUAUUAUUGGGUGCUGAAGCCAACCAACUCCAUGAAUCUGAUGUUCGAAUUGAAAACUGCAGUAAUAUUUUGGCCAAAGAAAGAAGAUUACAGUUUCAUCAGAAAGGGAGAAGUAUGAAUUCCACUGGAUCUGGGAAAAGUAGUGGGACAGUCUCGAGUGUUUCAGAAUUGUUGGAACUUUAUGAGGAAGAUCCUGAAGAAAUUCUUUAUAAUCUUGGAUUUGGACGAGAUGAACCAGAUAUUGCUUCUAAAAUUCCUUCCAGAUUUUUUAAUUCAUCAUCAUUUGCCAGAGGGAUAGAUAUUAAAGUAUUUUUAAGUGCUCAAAUGCAACGGAUGGAAGUAGAAAAUCCAAAUUACGCUUUAACAAGUCGUUUUCGUCAAAUUGAAGUGCUUACUACUGUGGCCAAUGCUUUCUCUUCUUUAUAUUCCCAAGUCUCUGGGACUCCUUUGCAGAGAAUUGGAAGUGUGUCCUCAGUGGCCUCUACUAAGGAGACAGAGUCUCCUCCACCUUUAACCCGAAGUAACACUGCAAAUCGUUUAAUGAAAACACUAUCAAAACUAAAUUUAUGUGUUGAUAAAGCAGAGAAAGGAGAUGCUAGUAGUCCUUCCCCAACAAUUGAUAAAGGAAAGAUUCCGAAUGUGUCAGUGAUUGAAGAGAGUGGCAAUAAAAGUGAUCCAAAGGCUCAAAAAAUUAUGAAGAAGAAAGAUUCAUCUCCUAUGUUGGCUACAGUUACCGAAGAAGUAUCAGGAAGUUCAGCAUCUGUGAUGGAGAGUGCUGACAUUGAUAGAGUUUUUGAUGAAACAAAUAGUCAUUUAAAUCAAGAAAUGGAAAGUGAACAAAAUAAAGACACUCAAAGUCAUGAAAAUAAACUGGGGGAGGAAUCUGGUAUUAUAGAAUCCGAUAUAGGUAGAGUUUUCAGCAUAUCCAGCCACCCUGAGCUAGGAAAUAGCAGUGAGUUGAAAAAUGUAUCCACUCUUGAAAAAGAACCUUGUGUACCACUGGCGAUCCCAUCCAUAAGAAAUAUAAUGGCACAGCAGAAGGACUCCUUUGAAAUGGAAGAGGUUCAAAGUACAGAGGGAGAAGUUCCUCAUGUUCCAGCCAAUUACCAGCUAGGUCUUAACAAAUCAAAGAGAGAUCAUCUGUUACGUACUGCAAGUCAGCAUUCUGACAGCAGUGGUUUUGCAGAAGAUUCAACAGACUGCCUCUCCCUCAAUCACCUCCAGGUUCAUGAGUCCUUGCAAGCCAUGGGGAGUAGUGCUGAUAGUUGUGACAGUGAGACAACAGUUACAUCAUUUGGUGAAGACCUCGUCACACCAACAGUCCAAGACCAGCCUUAUUUUAAUGAGUCUGAGGAGGAGUCUCUUAGCCCUCUUCAGAAAGGAAGAGAGAAAGCAGCAAAAAUUGCUGACAAAAGAAGGUCACAAAGCCAGGAUGUCUCCCAGUGCGAAACUGUUGAGAGUACAGGAAAUAAACAGUCCACCUGUAGUGCAGGGGAUCAAGUUACUGAAGUUACUGAAACAAAAGAGGGUUUAUCUCCAACACAGUCUGAGGAACUGCUGAGGGAAGCAAGUGACGAUAAAAGCAGCGUAUGUGAAUUUGCUCAGUAUAGCACACAUCAUAUUUUUACAUCAUUGGCUUCUAUUGAAUGCAGUGAAAGGGGCUCUGAAAAUAGCACUGGGACUUCUUCCGUGGACAAAGUUAAUACAGCAUUGCAAAGAGCUCAAAUGAAGGUUUGCGGUCUAUCUAAUCAGAGAAUAGGGCGUAGUCUUAUGAAAUCAAAAGAUUUGUUAAAACAGAGGUACUUAUCAAAGGCUGGAUAUCCUCUAAGAAGGUCUCAGUCUUUACCAACCACCUUACUGAGUCCAGUAAGGGUUGUAUCUUCUGUCAAUGUUCGGUUAUCUCCUGGAAAGGAGACGAGAUGUAGCCCGCCUUCUUUCACCUAUAAGUACACCCCUGAAGAGGAACAACAGUUAGAACAAGAGAUGACAGAACAUGACAGUCAGUCUCUAGUAAAAUCCACUAUUUUCAUCUCUCCAUCGUCUGUGAGGAAAGAUGAAACGUCUCAGAGUGAGGCCAAUCAGAUGGAGGAAUGCCAUCAUCGAAGGACUCCGACCUGCUCACUGUAUACUCCAGCGCCUGUGUCUCAGUCCACCUGCUCCCUGCACUCGCUCCACUCUGAGUGGCAGGAAAGGCCCCUCUGUGAGCACAUGAGAACUCUGAGCACUCACAGUGUUCCCAACAUAUCAGGCGCCACCUGUAAUGCUUUCUCUCCUUUUGGGUGCCCUUACUCACAUCGACAUGCUCCCUUCCGAAAUUGCCCCGUGAACCCUCCUUCUGCCAUCGAAAUGCAGUUACGAAGAGUAUUGCAUGACAUUAGAAACUCAUUGCAGAAUCUUUCCCAGUAUCCUAUGAUGAGAGGAGCUGACCUUGCUGCUGCUUCAUAUAGUACUCAGAAAUCAUCUGUUCUACCUCUUUAUGAAAAUACUUUUCAGGAGCUUCAGGUAAUGAGGCGAAGCCUAAAUUUGUUUAGAACACAAAUGAUGGAUUUAGAAUUGGCAAUGCUGCGUCAGCAAACCAUGGUUUAUCAUCAUAUGACUGAGGAGGAAAGGUAUGAAGUUGAUCAGCUCCAAAGUUUGAGAAAUUCAGUCCGAAUGGAACUUCAGGAGCUGGAACUGCAACUGGAGGAGCGCCUGUUGGGGCUGGAAGAGCAGCUGCGUGUGCGCACUCCUUCUCCUUUCCAGUCCUCGGCACUCCUGGGGAUGUGUGGCAGUAGAAGCGCAGAUAACUUGUCAUGCCCUUCUCCUUUGAAUGUAUUGGAACCAGUCACUGAAUUGAUGCGAGAACAGUCAUAUUUGAAGUCUGAAUUGGGCUUGGGACUUGGAGAAAUGGGAUUUGAAAUUCCUCCUGGAGAGAGCUCAGAAUCUGUUUUCUCCCAGGCUACAUCAGAGUCGUCCUCUGUCUGUUCUGGUCCUUCUCGUGCUAACAGAAGAACUGGAAUACCUUCUGGUGACUCACCUCUCAAACCCAAGACCCACCUGGGACCGAGGAAGAAGGUAUUCCGGGCAUCAGUAGCCCUCACACCAACUGCUCCUUCUAGAACAGGCUCUGUACAGACUCCGCCAGAUGUGGAAAGCUCUGAGGAAGCUGGAGCAGCUGAAGAAGCCUCAGAGACUGGAGGACAGAAAUCUGAAGGGGACGAAGAGUAUGGGAAGAUCCCAUUAAUGCCAGCUGCUGCUGAAGAAAUGCAUAAAAAUGUGGAACAAGAUGAGUUGCAACAAGUCAUACGGGAGAUUAAAGAGUCCAUUGUUGGGGAAAUUAGACGGGAAAUUGUAAGUGGACUGUUGGCAGCAGUAUCUUCAAGUAAAGCAUCCACUUCUAAGCCAGAUAGUCAUUAAAUGGAAUUAAUAGGUUGGCCUGGAUACUAUUAGCUCUGUGAUAAUGGAAAUUACAAUGUUAUACACUGGUGGAGGUAUUUGUGCUUCAGAAGAUAUUUGCUGCUGAGCUGGGAUACUGUAUACAGUGUACUAUGUUUAUUAUAUGUGUAUCUUUUUUAAAAUAUAUAAAAAUGGGCAUCUUUCUCACUUCUACAUUUUCAAAACUGUAGCUAUUUGAGAAACCUAAUAUUUAUUUGUAUAUCUAUAUUUUCCAAUUGAUUUCCUCUGUAGAAUUAAUUUUAAAACUUGAAAACUUCCAAACUUAACAACUUAAAUAUCUUUUUUUUCAUACUAGCUUCUUAAAACACUGACCUCUAUGAGGUAUUUACUGUGCAAUAACUCAUACAUUUUUGAGAGCCUGAAACAACCAAUGAUUUUCUUUCCACUGCUGUUAAUUAGUGUCACUUCCAAGAAGAAAAUUGUUCUGUUGUAAAAAUUGCUCUUAAUUCUUGAGGAGGUUACUAAUAGCAGUAGGAUAAAAUUAUAUGAUGUUAUCUGUAACUACUUCAUGUUCUUACACUGUAAGUUACUUUUCUCAAGCUAAAUAUAAUUUUAUUAUAGCUUAUAUAGUAUUUUUCUUUUGGAAAUGUGCCUUGUGUUUAAACACUAUGUACUUUUUGCAUUUUCCAGAUUUCUUUAUAAUAAGGAAAUGUUUCUUCCUUCUCUCUUUCAGACUACAUAGUUGACCUUUACCAAAAUAGUGGAGCUUGUGACUUGAUUAGAUAGAACUGCAUAAAUUGGUUUAGUUUUUACAAAAUGGAAGUAAUUUAAAUUUAUUUUAUUCAUAAGAGAUGGUUUUAAUCUAGUAUCAACAAGUAACAUUUUAUAGAAAAAGAAGGAAGGUAGUUUCCUAUUUGGUUUUAUAUGUGUUAAAUAAAUGCAUGAAGUAACAAGCAAAUGUUUUUGGAAUUAUUCUUUUAGCAUUCAUAAUUUUCAAUUCCUAUUAAAUUUCUUUGUGUGAAAUUUUAAUCAAAAGUGACUGAAAUGUUAGUAAUAUUCUUUGAAAGAAUAUCCAAAAGGUUGUAAAUGCUUGAAUUAUCACACAAGGGCUGAUUUCUAAAAGAGUAAUUAAAGCAAUAAAGUAUUUAUUUUGCCUAAUGU
This is a messenger RNA of Sorex fumeus (smoky shrew), 4909 nucleotides long. RefSeq names its product ITPR interacting domain containing 2 (gene ITPRID2). The transcript has 18 exons. The record is from RefSeq and is a predicted model, not a curated record. Gene Ontology annotation, molecular function: signaling receptor binding. NCBI's taxonomy places the organism in Eukaryota, Metazoa, Chordata, Mammalia, Eulipotyphla, Soricidae. The coding region runs from base 8 to 3769 and encodes 1253 amino acids.